Molecule: messenger RNA, 3329 nt
Organism: Ochotona curzoniae (black-lipped pika)
Lineage: Eukaryota; Metazoa; Chordata; Mammalia; Lagomorpha; Ochotonidae
Gene: RWDD2B
Product: RWD domain containing 2B
Exons: 5
Coding region: 1788-2651 (287 amino acids)
Molecular function (GO): protein binding
Source: RefSeq, a predicted model, not a curated record
CCCAUAUGGGAUCCCAGUGUGUUCAAGGCAAGGACUUCAGCCACUAGGCCAUGCCACCGGGCCCAGCAAUUACUGUAUUUUAACAGCUAGCAGCUGGGCUGGAGUGUCAAGGGGAAGACACAGCAUUUGAAAAACAAUUAGUUGGGCCAAGUAAUACCUUCUUUUGGUCCAAGUUCUGAGGAAUACCCAAGCUGCUGCUGAGUCAAAGCUUCAGGUCUGGGCAACCUAGCAGGCACACAUGUGCAAGUCAGCUAGACAAGCACUUGCUUCCCCAAGGCCACCUGGCUGGAGUGAUAAGGAAGGCCAGGGUGGCCAUAUCCCAGGAUUUCUGAGGCUGCCCCCAGGAAGAACUGAGCCCUCCAUGCACCAGGGGAGCCUGGGGUUAAAAGUGUGGAAUCUGCUGCUGAGAAUGAAUCAUGUGCCAUGAGUGGGGCCCAGCAAGUCGGUCCUUGGGCCUCCCCAGGUGUGAUGACAGUGCCUGGAACUGUCUGCCUUGGUGGCGCCGCGGCCGCCCCCAUGCUGUGCAUCCUUUCUUUGGCCAGGACCGACCAGCAACAGAUGAGCUUUAUGAUAAGGAGCCAGAAAGGUCGGCUACAGCCAGGGAUGGUGGUCUUUCUGCAGAUAUGUGGUGGUCUGGGUUCCCAGCCCUCAUUUUCUGAAUCCCACCAAACUGGGGAAGCAGUAAUUAAGAAAGACUGGACUGUUGCUCAAAUUUUCUCGUUUUAUUCCUGGACCACGAGAGUUGAGUGCUUUGAGCCAGAGGUCAGCUCCCCACAACAGAGCAAAGAAGGGUCAGGAAUAGGUUUAGGGUAUUGUCAACUAUUCAUUAUUACAGUGAAACAUUUAUGGAGGGAAAAGAGUUAUUUUGGCUCUCGGUUUUGGAGUUGUGCUGUCCAGGACCAGGUGUCCCCUUAUUUUGGCAUCUGAUUGUCAUCUUCACCUUAGCUGGAUGUUAAGUUGGUGCAGAACAUCACACAGCAAGGGGGAAAGUGGGUGGAGGAGGUUCUCAGAAUGAGCCAGGAAGCAAAGACUUCGCUUUUGUAAACAAUACUCUGGAGAGGACCCCUUUUGAUAACAUGUGUCCAUUAGCCUGAGGCCCUCCCAUUAGUGACACCCCCUGAAUGCCGUGGUUGGAUGAAGUUUGUGCCCUCUUAGUGCCAUCAGCUUUGUGAGUUCAGAACACUUUACUCGGACUGUAUUGGGGACAAACAGAAUAACCAGCUUGAGGGAAAAUGGACCAAUGGAGGAAUCCCAGCUGAGUCAGUCCUUGGUGCUUGGGAUUAUCAAGAAGGGGCAGAUUCAGGUCUGGACUGUUUUUCUUGUGCUUAUAGAGGCAGAGCCCACAACUAAGUAUAACACUUUCCUACCUCAAACACUUUCUACCAGGCACUGUUCCUGCUCUGCCUCUUCCCCUGCUCGUCUGCUCUUUACACUUGCUUCCAAGCUCAGCUCCAAUCCUGCCUCCUCCUGCAAAUAUUUCCUAGUGGACCAUUUUUUUGAUUUGGCUGUCAUCUUAACAAGAAUGUUACAUCUUCAUACCUUCACCUGGAAGUCAGCACUCUGCUUUUUAUUGUUGCUGUUAUGUAUCUUAUUAGAUAUACAUUCCAAUCUUCGAACUAAACACAAAGGCAUGAAGAAAGAAGCUGUACGUACAGUAGCUCUUCAAUCAACCUGUACCAAAGGGAAAAAAACAAGAAUAUCAUGAAGCAGCGCUGACUUUAAUAAUUGUGUGUGGUUGUGUAAACACUCUGUGAACAGAAACUCACGGAUAUACAAGAGUGGCUGCUAUGGAGCAGGCGGAGGCCCAGCUCUCUGAGUUGGAUCUGCUGGUCAGUAUGUUCCCUGGUGAAAAUGAGCUCAUGGUGAAUGACCAGCUGGCUUUGGCAGAACUGAAAGACUGCAUUGAAAAGAGAACAAUGGAGGGGCGAUCUUCAAAAGUUUACUUUACUAUCAAUUUGAACCUGGAUGUAUAUGAAGAAGCAAUGGCAGUGUUUUCUCUGGCUUGUGUUCUUCCCUUUAAAUACCCGGAGGUUCUGCCUGAAAUUACAGUCAGAUCAGUGCUGUUAAGUAGGUCACAGCAGACUCAAUUGAACACGGAUCUGACUGCAUACCUGCAAAAGAAUUGCCUUGGAGAUGUGUGUGUGUUGAAUGCCACGGAGUGGGUUAGAGAACAUGCCUCUGACUACAUUACCAGAGAUGUUCUACCUCCUUCCACCACUGGAUGCACAGUACAGUCUGUCGAUCUAAUUCUCACAAGACUUUGGAUAUAUAGCCAUCACAUCUACAACAAAUACAAGAGGAAGAAUAUUCUAGAGUGGGCAAAGGAGCUUUCCCUGUCUGGGUUUAGCAUGCCUGGAAAACCUGGCGUUGUUUGUGUAGAAGGCCCGCAAAGUGCCUGUGAAGAAUUCUGGUCAAGACUCAGAAAGUUAAACUGGAAAAGAAUCUUAAUUCGCCAUCGAGAAGACACUCCUUUUGACGGUACGAAUGACGAAAUGCAAAGGCAAAGGAAAUUUUCCAUUUUUGAAGAGAAAGUGUUCAAUGUUAGUGGAGCCAGAGGAAACCAUAUGGACUUUGGGCAGCUCUAUCAGUUCUUAAAUGUCAAAGGCUGUGGGGAUGUCUUCCAGAUGUUCUUUGGUGUAGAAGGACAGUAACAGCAAAACAGUGAUUGCAAAUAGUUUAUCACUACAGGCCUUUUGAUUGUUUCCCACUGUUUACUGAUAGUCCCACUGUAAUUUAAUCACAGUUCCGUUGUAGAAUGUUGAAAGGAAGAAAACCAAACAAAAAAAUCAGUAUAGCUGAAAUACAUUUGUUAAAAAUGUCAUGAUUGAGAAUAGGUGAUCAUCCUAGCAACUGAGAUGACCAGAUCUCACAUGAACUGCCAGGGUUACAGUCCCAGUUUGGGCUCCUGCUCCAGCUUCCCACCUGCGCUGACUCCAGAGGGCAGUGGUUACAGCUCAGGCAGCGGGUUCCUGCCACCUCCUGGUUACACUCCCAGCUUCCCACCCGCGCUGACUCCAGAGGGCUCAGGCAAUGGGUUCCUACCACCUCCUAGGAGGCCUGGAAUGUGUUCCCAUCCCAUCCUUCCAGCCCCAGCCAUUGCAGAUAUUUGGGGUGUGAAUCAAGAUGAUAACUCUUUUGAAUCAGUUUUUGAAAACUGCAUGAUUAAAUUUCAAGUUAUCUUAGAGUUUUUGCUAAACCUUUUUUUUUGUUUUACAAACUACUCAUUUUGAAAGAAAAACUGUGUAUGGCGAUAAUAUUGAUGAUCUAACUUUCCAGCAAUACCAGUUCUCUCCCCCCUUACCUCCCUCAAUAAAGAACCUGAAAAAGUU